AUGAUGAGAAAGAAGAGUCAAAAUAAAGGAAACACCCAAAAAUUAUAAGUGGAAGUGGACAUCAUGGAAUAACGAAUCGUGGGACUCAAAUAAAUAUUGCAAUCUCAAAAGGAGACCACUAAAGAAAGAAUGUUAACAAGUCAGGGAUCCACGAGAUGGUCAGCAGCUUCGACUAAUGUUCCUCUUAGAAAUUAUGGGAAGCACGUUUUAGAAAAGCAUAGGGAAGUUGCAAAGACAUUCCAACAGAAAAAGAAAUCAAGCAAAGUGCCAUCCAGGCCUUCCUCUCGUUCUAGUUCACUUUCUAAAUAGAGCAAGCAAUCGGAAACUUCAUCACAAUCAAAUCAGAGCUUCUUGUCGUAGAGUCUCCGCUUUGCAGGGAAGAAUUCAGCAAAUGAAAAUUUGAAACGAGCACUUCAAUUAGAAUACACUAAUGAAGUUGUCAAAUUCCUCAAUUCCAUUAAUCUUGAAAAACAUGCAGGAGUAAUACUUGAAAAUGGAUUUGAUGAGAUGGAGCUUUUAAAGGAAAUAUCAGUAGAUCAUCUCAAAGACAUGAACAUACCUCCAAUGGAUGCAAGGAAGCUAUUGAACCGAGUGCAAAAAAUAGUGGAAACAGAGGAAAGACAAUUGAUUCAAUCUUAAAAAUAAGCUUAGCGUUUAAAAGAAUCCUAAAGCCACAUAGAAGAGAUUGCUAACUCAGAAAUCUACGAUGAGGAGGAACAACAAAGAUUAUUUUAGGAAGCAGUUAUGGAAUACAGAUAAUAACAGAAAUAAUAGAAAGAAUUGAAGGAAUAAGCAAUAUAACAUACAGAAGAAAUAUUAAUUGAAGAUGAAUCAUUGGGUUACAUAUCAAGUCGAUAGAAUAAAAAAGAAGAAUAAUAAAGAAAUAAAAUGAAGUUCCUGUUAUCAGGUGCCAACGAAUGGAAAAUGUUUGAUAUUGAUUAUGAUUAAACUUAAGGGACUGAUUAAUAACCUGUUAUAAUUGAUAAAUCCUCUUGCUAUCAAUGUUAUAGAUUGUUCGAUUAAAAAUUUGCCAUUGGAAAUAAUGGCCGAGAAUUUUGUUCAAAGGAAUGUCUUGAAUCUUACAAACUAUAGAACAUAUAUCUCUGUCGAUCGCAGUCAUGUGCUAGACAAAUUGAUAUUGCUUAAGCAUUUUAUGAAAUUGGCUAAUGGUUCUGUAAUUAAGACUGUUUUAAAUAAUAUCAAUGGGAAAGUGUCAACAUCAGAGGUAGAACCCACAUUAGUUUAUGA
Molecule: messenger RNA, 1248 nt
Organism: Paramecium tetraurelia
Lineage: Eukaryota; Ciliophora; Oligohymenophorea; Peniculida; Parameciidae
Exons: 5
Molecular function (GO): protein binding
Source: RefSeq, a predicted model, not a curated record